AUGUCCGAAGCAAUCCUUCAAGCGGAGCUAGCUGUCGCUAAGGCGCAGUUGGCACUAGCACAGGCGCAGGAAGCCGCGCGCAUUCAAGGUGCGGACGUUGUCAACAAGGGUGCCGCAGACGCAGCGGAUACUGCGUCGACUUCAGCGGCCGACGCGUCAUCUGUCCUGGGCGCUAUGGACUCGGGCAAAGCUGCUAGCGAUAAGCAUGGUUCUGCAUCGCCGCUGGUCCACGAAGAGGCCGGCAAAGACGCGACGAGUGCAAAGAUGACCGAAGACGCGGUCAACUGCGUCGACGCUAGCCCUCACGCUGAAACCUGGACACAGCUGGUCGAGGAACCGUUCAGACACGACGCUCGUGAUUCUACCGCGCACGACAUCGACUUAACCACCGACGCCGAGGUCGAGACGCAGCUGGAUAUCGAUAACCAAUACGUCGCUCGUGAGCUCGCCGAGGCGUCCGAAGACGAGGAUGCUGCGGAACUCGGUGACAGACACACAUCCGAACGUGCGGUCAAGACAAGACGCUCGUCCGCGCAAACGGGACGCGCGGCCACUCAGAUGAUUCUGGCUGAUGAAGAUGACACGGAGACCGCGAGGUCUGCGACGCCAGCCCCGAAGAGGAAGAGGGGAGACAUAGAAGAGCAGAGCUCGUGCGGGGAAGAUGAGGAGAAUGACGACGAGCUGGGCGCGGAAGAUGUGCUCGUCGUUGCGCUCAACAAGGGCGCUGCUCCGAAGGGACCCGUCUUUGAAUUCGCCGACUCCGUGAUGCGCUUCGCGGCCUUUGCGUUCUCGUACGCCAGCCUGUGGGGCAAAGAGCAGCAAGAGCUCGUCGUGCUCAUGAUCAAACCGCUCGUGCAGCUGGAAUUGGCGCAUUGGUUCGAGCCUGGGCAGGAGAUGCCCGGUCUUCCGCCUAGCGCCGUUUCAUGGAUCUCGCACCGCCGUGCGGCAUGCAAGAUCGACGACCCGAGCUACGUGCGCAGCACGCUCAAAGAAGCGCACCUGGAACACAAAAUGCUCUCGUGCAUGAGCACGAUUCGGUCUCUCAAGUUUGCCGACGUUGCGCUCAUGCACGGGCGGCGUGGGUACAUCCUACUCGUACGUGGGAUGCUUCAGGCUCGCGCGAGCAAUGUCUUGGGGGAAGACUGGGCGCCGUGCGUGGGUGAAGUCGCCCGGCUGCUCAACGCUCUGGCGCGGGCGAAUGGCGGUGAAGAUAUGGAAUUCAGCGUCAGAGAUUCCGUACUCACCGCGCUCACUGCCCUCGAUCACGGGGCUACAGCUGCCGUGACGGCGAUUCUUUUGAAGCGCGCAGACGAGCUGAAGGAGAUGGAGGCAGGCGGUCUCAGGUCCAGCACGAGCAGCCCAAAGUUGAUCAAGCGUGCUAGACGGUCGGCUUCAGCUUCGCCGACCAAGGCGCCGGGAUUGUUUACGAGUUUGAGGUCGAAGCCGCGGGGAGCCAAGAAGACGCGCGGAGUUGGGGAAGCGUCGUCCAAGGGAUCGUCGGAGAAGUAA
Messenger RNA from Peniophora sp. CBMAI 1063, 1509 nucleotides. Lineage: Eukaryota; Fungi; Basidiomycota; Agaricomycetes; Russulales; Peniophoraceae. The record is from the annotation of a GenBank genome assembly.